AUUGGAUGGCAUUAAAGCAUUUUUCCCUUUUAGGAACAAUGAAGUCUGUUUUAGUAAUAUUAGUUGUUUACUUACUAUCUGUCGGAAAUUGUGCUACAACUGGGUGCGAAAUAAAUCCAUUUGGUAGCAAUACUCCGUUAGUAGUAAAAUAUGGUACGACGUCUCUAAUCGAACCCACACCUGGUUAUAGUACUCUUUCAUUUACUAGGAACGCAUUAGUAGAAUUUGCAUGUCCUGGAACUCAAAUCACCAAGAACGGUACAUCGUUAGGAGCACUUGUAACAGCUACGUGUAAAACAGGUGAUGUCUUUACCAUAAAUGGUCAUGAUGUGCAUUGGUCCUAUUUGUCUUGUCAUAAUGUAAUUAAUCCCACUGUUAGGGAAAUUACUAGAAACACUGACACAAAUGAUCCAAACAAUCAAUGUGUUAAUAAUAAUAAAAAACUACAAAUAAUCCAAAUCGGAUUUGCACUAAGUACUAACCGUUUCACAGAAGCUAUGACUAUUUGUUUUGAUAGUACUAGUAAGCUUGCAAUAUACACCUAUUUUGUUCUGUCGGCAUCUAUAAAUUAUAGGGCUAGAAAUGUUGCCAACCCUUCCUUUUCACAGGAUGAUACUUUCUAUAGAAUGGGCAGGUCUGUAAAUACAAUGUACCAAAAUAUCCAGACCACUUAUAAUACCCUAGUUGGAUUAGAAUCUACAUCCACACAGUAUGUAAAUAGAAGUAUUUUUCCAAAUAGAGGACAUUUGGCUGCCAAAGCGGAUUUUGUAUAUGAGCCACAUCAAAGAGCAACUUAUAGAUAUUUGCGACAAAAAUAUUACAGUAAAAUCACAAAAUUUCACGUUUUCUGUCAGAACCGCCGACCGAUGCUAAAUAUCGACACAGUUAUGCUUCCGAUUAGUUCGGGAGGGCUCCGAGGAGGCAAUGACAUCAAACGGGACGUAGUAAACUCGACUGGGCUAGGUUGCAAUAUAUAUCCUAUGCAAACAAAGGCGCCGCUUACCAUAAAUCCUACUAGCAAUACUCUGAUUUAUCCUCUACCGGGCGAAUACAGUAUUAGAUUGGCUCCAAAUUCCCAGGUAGAAUUUUCGUGCCCAGAAAGUAGAAUCGCUGUCGGUGGAAAUGUAGGCAGCAACGUGAUAACAGCAACCUGUGAAGAAAAUGGUGCAUUUAAAAUUCCAUUGCUCCCCGAGGAUCAGGUUCUUGAUUAUUCCUCACUUAAAUGUAUCAGCGAACCUGUACCUACUGUCAGAAAAGUCAGGUACUAUGAACUCAAUCACGGAGAUCCUAAUAUUAACUGCCAUAACAAGUUACUUAACAAUUUAAUAAUUCUAAAAAUUGGAUUUCGAAUCGAUUCUUUUGGUCGAUAUCUUAACCAUAUUGAUGUCUGUUUUGAUAUUGUUGAUAAGAUUCCAGUUUACUCCCACUACAACAUUUCUGCUGCCACAAAUAGUAGGGCUAAAGGUUUUCAAAAUCCCUAUUUUAUACAAGACGAAAACUUUUACGAACUAAAUUCAGACUUAUAUCGACUUUUUAGAGAUGUAAAAUACACGGUAAACGAUAUCGUAGGAUUAAAUUAUGAUUCUGGCAAAUAUAUAAAUGGCGAUAUUUUCAUUAAUAAAGGUCACUUGGCUGCUAAAGCUGAUUUUGUGUAUGAACCUUUACAAAAGGCUACUUACAGAAAGACCAAGAAAACCGUUAAAUAUCCCAAUUCGCUUCCUGCUAUGAGUCCAUUUCCUCAAUCUGACAAACUUCUAAUUCAAGCCCUAUCUGAAAGUUGA
Messenger RNA from Diabrotica balteata, 1781 nucleotides. Lineage: Eukaryota; Metazoa; Arthropoda; Insecta; Coleoptera; Chrysomelidae. The record is from the annotation of a GenBank genome assembly.